Saitoella complicata NRRL Y-17804 is the source of this 528-nucleotide messenger RNA. Its product is annotated as mitochondrial import inner membrane translocase subunit tim23. The record is from RefSeq and is a predicted model, not a curated record. The transcript has a single exon. The coding region runs from base 1 to 528 and encodes 175 amino acids. Gene Ontology annotation, molecular function: transmembrane protein transporter activity. Lineage: Eukaryota; Fungi; Ascomycota; Saitoellomycetes; Saitoellales; Saitoellaceae. Gene Ontology annotation, cellular component: mitochondrial inner membrane; TIM23 mitochondrial import inner membrane translocase complex. Gene Ontology annotation, biological process: protein import into mitochondrial matrix.
AUGUCACAAUUGCCUCUCGGCACCGACGCUGCCGCUCUUCACCCUCUCGCCAACCUCGGCGGAUCAAUCGACUACUUGCUGUUGGAGGAUGCUUCGUUGAAUAACUUGCCCGGAGGACACACCGCACUCCCAAGUCGUGGCUUCACAGAUGAUUUGUGUUACGGUACCGGAACUUCCUACGUGGCUGCUCUUGGUUUGGGAGGUGCAUGGGGUAUGAUGGAGGGAUUGAGGAAGACCCAGGGUGCCACUUCGCCGAAAUUGAAGCUCAACGGUGUUUUGAACUCUAUGACCAGGCGUGGACCGUUCUUGGGUAACACCGCUGGUGUGGUUGCGGUUAUUUACAACGGUAUCAACUCUUCAAUCGGCUAUUUCCGUGGUCACCACGACAUGGCCAACAGUAUUGUCAGUGGAGCGUUGGCGGGUGCUUUCUUCAAGUCUACGGCUGGACCGAGGGCGGCGGGUAUCGCAGCGGGUAUUUGCGCGGCUGCUGCUGGUGCCUGGAGCGUUGGUAAGGAAUUGGUGUUGUAA